AUGUUCUCGCUUACCCGCUGUCGAAGAGCAUCAGCGCCCCGCGUUGGAGAGCGCAUGCGCUUCGCUGAACUACCUGAUGACAUCCUCAUCCUCAUUCUCUCAGCAUGCCAUGUCGACGAUCUCCUUACUCUGCGACAGACAAGCAGGAGGGCGAGAAGCCUCAUCUCAGAAUACACCAACACAAUCGCGCCGUCCGUUGCACGCACUACAUUCCCUCAAAAUCACAAUCUGCUGGCUCACAGACCUCUGCGGUAUACAGUUCAAUGGCUUGAAGACCUGAUACCACGGCAACUCGCUGCAAUCCUAGUGGACCGUCACCGCAUCGCACACGACUUCACACAACAACGUUAUGGAAUCCCCGCCGAGGACACCUACGGCGAUGAACUUCGAGCUCGGAUCGCAAACGGCUGGCGCGUCUUGCGCAGACUAGCAGAUAUAGCUAAGACGGUUCACAGUUCAAGUGCGCCAGACACAUGGUGGCCUGCCAGCGAAUUCAGCCUCCGACUGAUGUGUCCUUCGCGCAAACUCGAACAAAGUCGACAGAAAGAAGACGCGAUCCUCAAGCGGCGACUGGCGUAUAUCGAAUCGAUACCACUUCAAGACGCGAAGGACUACAAACUCAUGUUCAUGCUCCUGUCGUCGUCGUUCAGAACGUCGAUAUCAAACAUUGGCGAGGAUCACAAGCCCUGGGUGUUCGACUGGGGCAGCGGCAUCGAUGGACAAAGGCUGUUUCGCAAGGGCAAUUCUUGGCUAUCAUGGUUCGUUCUGGCCGAAGGUCCCGACCUCUUCUGGAAACAGUGGUGGACCCUGCCACACAACUCUCCGAGCGCAAGGCAUUACAUCCGCGAUCGCGCCGUCGACGUGUGGGCAAGGACUCCUCGCAGGCUGGCAGAUCACCAGCGAGAUCAUGCCCGCAAGAUCCAAGAGGCUGUUAACAACAGCGCCGACGUGUGUACAGAUUUUGUCUCUGUCAACCCAAUACCGUAUUUCACGCAGUAUGCGGAAUGUCGACUAGCGAGAUGGAAGGGUGGCAUGCUACCAGCGAAGGAGACAAUGUCCCAUGUGCCAUUUCACGUCGAGUUUCGCUGUCCCGAAGAGUUGGUGCAGCAGCACAAGUUGUUUUUGCAAGGAAAGCAAGCUGCAAACACCAAACAUGUCGAGGCAAGAGGAUGA
Ascochyta rabiei is the source of this 1173-nucleotide messenger RNA. RefSeq lists its product as uncharacterized. The coding region runs from base 1 to 1173 and encodes 390 amino acids. Lineage: Eukaryota; Fungi; Ascomycota; Dothideomycetes; Pleosporales; Didymellaceae. Gene Ontology annotation, molecular function: protein binding. The transcript has a single exon. The record is from RefSeq and is a predicted model, not a curated record.